UGUCGAUACAAAGACUAACAUAUUUGCUGCUGAACAUUUUCACUGCUUUAUAACCUGACUGAAUCAUUAAACUUGCUUGUUGUUGCUUGAUGUUAAAUGUCCUGCAUGAUUCUUUUGCAUACUGAUUUGUAAAAACUCCUUCAACCAUGUACCGGCCUGCGUUUGUCAGAUGUCCCGUAUUUUCUCAUGCGUGGAGAGGAACGACAGAGGCUUGACCCACACCAGUUUAUCACAACAAACUAUAAACAGAGUUAAUUCUCGCUGUAGCACACAGCAGACGGCGAGUGGUGCCAAAAUGAAACACCUUCUUCUUGCUGCUGUCCUUUUGUUUGAAACUUUUUUGCCUGCUUCAACUCGAUGCACCGCUCCGACCUCAGAGUUUCAUCUGGAUGGGAAUUUUUUGAUAGGUGGACUGUUUGAUAUACAUUACGCCUGGGGCGCUGGUCGCCAUCACCGACCAGAAGCUCUGGACUGCUCGACUCAGUGUUUCAGUAUCUCAAAUUAUCGGAGGUUUCAGCUGAUGAGAUUCACGGUGGAAGAAAUCAACAACUCCACCAGCCUGCUUCCAAAUGUGACUCUGGGCUACGAGAUGUUUGAUCACUGCUCGGACACCCUUAGCUUCCCGGGAAUUUUAAAGCUCAUCUCAGUGAAUGGUGAGAUCCGACCUUGGGCUGAGCCAAACACAAAACUGUCCAAGGUGAUAGCAGUGGUUGGUCCUUUCACAAGCACUCAGGCCCUCACUGUAGCCCCGUUUUUUGUGGUGGAUCUCAUUCCUAUGGUUAAUUAUGGAUCCUCCAUUUCAAUUUUUUCUAAGAAAGCAAAAUUCCCGUCGUUCCUACGAACAGUGCAUCCCAACAGCGAUGUUAUAGAGGUGAUUGUUACCGUUCUGAAGCACUUCAACUGGCGCUGGGUCGCUUUCCUUUACACUGCCGAUGAUUUUGGCAGCGACAGCCUCGACUUAUUUGUGAAUCGGGUCAGGGACACGGACAUCUGCAUUGGAUACACCAAAGACCUCAACGCCGACACAAAUUUUUCUAGGCUGUUCAGUCACAUUGAGCUGCUGAGGAUACGUGUAAUCGUUGUCUUCACAGAUGAAGUGGCUGCCGAAGUUCUCAUCAAGUCAGCUAUCCGCUUUAACGUCACCAACAAAGUUUGGAUAGCAAAUGAUGCAUGGUCUCUGAAUAAACACCUGCCUAAGAUGGAGGAAAUACGAAGCAUUGGAACGGUGCUUGGUGUGGCCCAGCCGAUUGUGACAGUUCCUGGGUUUGGUGAUUUCAUCCGUUCUGCUGAGGGUCAGACCGAGUGUGGCUAUGAUGGGCAACAGAUGUGUGGCAAUCAUGUUUUCAACUGCAGUGACUGGAGUGCACAAAGGAUCCUGGAGGCAGACCCAUCCUUCUCCUUUCCUGUUUAUUCUGCUGUGUAUGCGAUCGCUCAUGCACUGCACAAAACCUUACAGUGUGAAGAAGAGGGUUGUAAUAAUAUCACAGUUUAUCCAAACAUGGUUCUAGCAGAACUCCAGAAGUCCAAUUUCACUCUCUUAAACCACACCAUUCAGUUUGAUCAAAAUGGCGACCUGAAGUUUGGACUGUACUUCCUCGUUUUCUGGAACAGUACUGGUGAUGCACAGAAGUUUGGAUUUUAUAAAUUUUAUCCAACAGUCAAUCUCUACAUCAACAGCACUAAAAUCAUCUGGUACACAAAUAAAGAAGUUCCUACUUCUCUUUGCAACCAAGAGUGUCCUGACGGAUAUGCAAGAAAGCAAAAUUACAUCCACAGAUGCUGCUUUACCUGUGAAAUCUGUCCAAAUGAAACAUACAUCAAUGUUACAGAGGAUCCCUACAACUGCAUCAGCUGUAAGGACACAGAGUGGUCUAAUGAAGGAAGUACGUCAUGCAACCUGCGGCUGGUGGAGUUCAUAUCGUUCACAGACAUGGGGGCGGUGCUGAUCAUGGUUGGAGCCUCCAUCUUAAUGGGCCUCACGGUAGCCAUAUCUGUUCUCUUCGCCUUCAACUACAACACGCCUGUUGUCAGAUCUGCUGGAGGACCGAUGUGCUUCCUGAUUUUAGGCUGCCUCGCUGUGUGCAGUGUCAGUGUGUUCUUUUAUUUCGGCAAACCCACAAAUGCUUCGUGCAUCUUAAGAUACGUUCCCUUUCUAUUGUUCUUCACAGUUUGUCUGGCAUGUUUUGUUGUGCGCUCUUUUCAGAUUGUUUGCAUUUUCAAAAUAGCUGCCAAGUUCCCCAAACUCCAAAGAUGGUGGACUAAAUAUCACGGCCAAUGGCUGCUCGUCACUGGAGCAUUCACAGCUCAGGCCCUGCUACUCAUUGUUAGCUUUGCCCACGAUUCUCCCAGACCUUACAACGAAACAUCCUGGCACCACGACCAAAUUGUGCUCUUCUGUUCUGUGAAUCUAGAAGCAACCUCCUUUUCUCUUGUUGUACUCUGCCUAUUGAGCUGCCUCUGCUUCAUUUUCUCCUACAUGGGAAAAGACCUUCCAAAGAAUUACAACGAAGCCAAAGCCAUAACCUUCUGCCUGCUGCUGCUGAUCCUCACCUGGAUCUUGUUUGUUACCAUUUAUAUGCUCUACCACGGAAAGUUCAUCCAGUCUCUGAAUGCUCUCGCAGUGCUCUGCAGCCUCUACUCGUUCUUGCUGUUUUAUUUUCUGCCAAAAUGUUACAUCAUUAUUUUUCAGUCCCACAAAAACACACCGCAAUACUUUCAAUGUCUCAUACAGAACUACACCAAAACAAUCAGCAAGUAG
This is a messenger RNA of Poecilia reticulata (guppy), 2758 nucleotides long. RefSeq names its product taste receptor type 1 member 1. The record is from RefSeq and is a predicted model, not a curated record. Gene Ontology annotation, biological process: G protein-coupled receptor signaling pathway. Lineage: Eukaryota; Metazoa; Chordata; Actinopteri; Cyprinodontiformes; Poeciliidae. Gene Ontology annotation, molecular function: G protein-coupled receptor activity. Gene Ontology annotation, cellular component: plasma membrane.